This is a messenger RNA of Durotheca rogersii, 2355 nucleotides long. Its product is annotated as TRAUB-domain-containing protein. The transcript is spliced from 3 exons. The record is from RefSeq and is a predicted model, not a curated record. NCBI's taxonomy places the organism in Eukaryota, Fungi, Ascomycota, Sordariomycetes, Xylariales, Xylariaceae. Gene Ontology annotation, cellular component: nucleus; nucleolus. The coding region runs from base 217 to 1995 and encodes 592 amino acids. Gene Ontology annotation, biological process: maturation of SSU-rRNA from tricistronic rRNA transcript (SSU-rRNA, 5.8S rRNA, LSU-rRNA).
UAUUGAAGCGUGUAAAAGUGACCUAGGUCAUUGUACUUUAUCUGCCCACUUAAAAUCGCGGGUGAGAACAUGCAUUACGUAAGCUUGCCUUAGGCAUACUGCCAGUAGCUACCGCUAUUAUUUUGCAAAGGGAAGAAAAAACCUUGGAAAAAAAACGUCCCAGACUUUUUUCACCCUUCAUUCCGGCAUCUUAUAAACCACCGCGUAAUUAUAGCUAUGGUUACAACAAAGAGUCGCGCGUCGCAAUUUGCUGAAUGGACAGAACGUCCCGCACAGGACUUCGACCCGGAAGUAGAGGUCCCGGAUGAGGACAGCAGCGGCGGCAGCGAAGCGAGCGCCGACGAAGAUGCCGGCACCGAGCACUACGUCGACGUCGGCAAAAGCAAGCUUCGUCGUAGAGAACCGGUUGCGCUGGGGCCCCAGUACCGAGGCGCUCCGGUGAGACGCUCGGUCCUUGAGGAAGAAGAUGACGAUGGUGAUAGCGAUUCCGAUGAGGAGGAAUCGGAGGGAGAAGGCGAAGAUGCAUCUUUCGGCCGGAAAACAGGGGAAUUCGACGACCCCGAUGAAAUUGAUCUCGAGGCCGACCAGGAGGAUGCCUCUGACGCUGAGAUCGAUAGCAAUGACGCCUUUAACGAGAGCGACGAGGAAAGGUUUAAAGAUUUUGUCUUCCGAGGCAGCUCGCAGGCCUUGCCUAAGAGGGGUAAGAGAGCAACUCAGCCGACUGCCGCAGACUUCAUGAUGUCCGACGAGGAUAACGACAACGAUGAUGGGGCUGAGGUUGAUGGCGAAGGGACUUCAGACGAGGACGUCGAUGACGAGGAAGAGGCGUCCGACGAUGCGGGGAUCGGUGGCUUUAUUAACGACUCGGCCGAAGAAGACGAGGAUGAAGGCAGCGAAGAAGAGGACGACGACGAGGGUGACGACGAUGAGGAUGACAUAGACGAGGAUCAAGGCGAGAAAGAUUCGGGUAAUGACCUGGAAAUAGCCCGCAAAAAUCGUGCAGCAAUCCGAGAGAUGAUGAAUGCGAGCCAACAAGGUGUGGCCAGCACUCUGUCAAGCAUUGCACAAAAGGAUGUUGCCAAGGGGAAAGCAGUUCGCCAACAACAAAAAGCUUUCGAUGCGCUCCUCAACAUUCGCAUCCGACUUCAAAAAUCACUUGUAGCGGUGAACUCGCUCGGCUCCAUCGAGGACUCAGGAGAAGAUCCAGCGCCCUAUGAGGCGGCCGAGGCGGCUGCUCUCAAGCUAUGGAACGCGAUAGAUGGCUACCGCCUAGAUCUCCAGUCGGAUUCUACCGAUAAGACGGGCCAAAAAAGGAAGCGCGCCGCCGAAGCCGAUACCCCAAUUCAGGAUAUGUGGGAAAAUAUGCAGGCCAUCGAGCAGCGCGCGGUUGUCCGCCGGAGGGUGGUUUUGGAGAAAUGGUCACACAGCGCAAAGAACAUACGGAUGACGGAUAAAUCAUCCAGCAGAUUCACCAGUACCGUUGAGAAGUCCCUCACCACGCGGCUAGACGAGGAACUCGACGCUCCAGAGCGGCUCAUCAAAAGAACACGAAUUCCGCGCUCGUGCGCCCCGGCGCAAGUCGCACAGAAAAUUAACGAGGACCCCGAUAUCUACGACGACGCUGAUUUCUACCAACUGCUCCUGAAGGACCUGGUCGACCAGCGAACGGGAGACGCAUCAGGUGGUCUGGGCAGCUCGGCGGCGACGAUCCGGUUCGCGGCAGCCAAGGAGGCCAAGGCAAAGCGACACGUAGAUACGAAAGCGAGCAAGGGCAGGAAAAUGCGCUUCAACGUCCACGGCAAGCUGCAGAAUUUCAUGGCGUCGGAAGACCGCAGGAGCUGGGAGCAGACCGCCAUCGACCGGUUCUUCGGCACCCUCUUCGGCCAGAAGAUGGUGUUAAGCGAGGACCAGGACGAGCACGAAGCAGCUGCAUCCGACGAGGACAUGGGCGGUGCGCCGGUUGAAGGUGACGGGAUCCGACUAUUUAGAGAUUAAUCGAGUUUUUUUUUCUUCUCUGUCUCUCGUGUUUUCGCGGGAUGACGACGGAAACGCCCAUAUUCGCGCGUGUUUCAAAAGAGGAAUGAUUUUCCUUGGAAAUCUCGUAUUCACGAUGCCUAUGCUACACCGGGAUCGGCAUGCAUCCACACUUCGUCUAACACGCGAAUCAGCUGAGCAGAUGGGGGGCUCUCGAAUUGGCGGGCAUGAUAAAUAUUCUCGUCACCCUCUCUUAUCAUUCCCUACUUAUUUGCGUCUGUCGUUCUGGUCUUAACUUGUAGGCCCCCAUACCGCCUCUGCGCAGACCCAUUCACUACCGACCUCAACCGAGAUGAGGGCGCGGCGCUGUGUCCGCCUUAU